GAUCCCUCCACUCACCGCCGCCUCGCCGGCUUCUUCUUCUUCUUCGCCUCAUCACAUCGCCCGCUGCGCUUUUCCGCAAUUUUUUUUUUAUACGCAGAGGAAACCGCAAAUAUUGGACCAAAAGAACACUUUUUUUAACCAAAAAAAAGGGGGAACAAUCAGCAACCAUGGCGAAGACUGAGGACAAAGCCACCAAUAAGGAGAACGACUCCAGCUGGAAGGAUGUCAUCUACAACCCGAGGACCGGGGAGCUGCUGGGGCGCACGGCCAGCAGCUGGGCCCUCAUCCUGUUGUUCUACCUGGUGUUCUACUGUUUCCUGGCCGGGAUGUUCGCCCUGACCAUGUGGGUGAUGCUGCUCACUCUGGACGACAACGUGCCGAGGUACAGGGACCGUGUUCCUCAUCCAGGCCUGGUGAUUCGUCCCAGUCCGUUGGAUAUUAAAGUGAACAAAUCCGAUCCUCAGAGUAACGCCGUGUACAUCAAGCAACUGGAGUCGUUCCUGCAGAGGUACAACGACACGGAGCAAGAGAGGAACGAGGAGUGCAAUCCAGGGGAGUACUUCCUGCAGGACGAUACCGAGGAGAACACGAAAAAAGUUUGCCGCUUCAAGAGAGGCUCCCUGAGGUCCUGCUCCGGCCUGUCUGACACCAGUUUCGGAUAUUCCGACGGGAAACCCUGCAUCCUGCUGAAAAUGAACAGGAUCAUUGGCCUGAAGCCCCGUGGGGAUCCGUACAUCAACUGCACAGUAAAAAGAGACAGCCAAAUUGAAAUUCAGUACUUCCCCAGUAAGGGACGCAUUGACAAGAUGUACUUCCCCUACUACGGCAAAAAGGCCCAUGAGAACUACGUGCAGCCCCUGGUGGCCGUGAAGCUGCUGCUCAACAAGGAGGACUACAACAACGAGCUGGCCGUGGAGUGCAGGGUCGAGGGCUGCGACAUUCGCAACAACGACGAGAGGGACAAGUUCCUGGGUCGCGUCACCUUUAGGAUCACGGUGGUCGAGUAAAAUGUGAAAUCACACUGCCAUUUAACGGGAAAAAAAACCAAGUGCAGAGGCUGCCCAUGUUUGAUAUGGAUUUAUGUUCAAAGAUCUUAAAAAAAAAAACAAAAAAAAAAAACAGGAAGGAAGUGUCAAAUGCGUCGCAAAGACUGCAUUUUAUGGGGAUUGUGGUGCCAAAGGGUGUAACGCAGAUUAGUUUGGCUCGGUGUGGAUGCAGGUGUUGAAUGUUGCUUUGAUGACAUUUCUGACUCUUCUUUCCCCCAUGAUCCUUUGCCGACCUCCUUAAGGGAUUUCCUAAACAUGACACAGGCUCUGCUCCGAUCCGCCCGUACAAGCACCUGUCCAUUAUCUUCAUUCCUCCUCACGCCGUUGCACUCCUCAUUCUCCACCCACUAUAUCUAUAUGAGUGUAUAUUUUCUUUCCAGUGUUGAUGUGAUUAGGUCAGUUAUUGCCAUUCCGAACAAGCCAUUUGGAGCUUAUGUGUACGUGCCAGUCUGAUCCCACCUCCUCCUCCUCAUGUUUUUUAGCGUUUCCCGCCGUCAGAAAGGGAAGCGUCGCUUUCAUCUCUCGAUCCUGUGUGAAUGACUGUGCCGGUGCUAGGAAGUCGAGAGAGGAUUUUUAUCUGGCUGUAUAGUGUAAUAUGAGAGGGUUCCUGCCACAUUUUCAGAGUAUUCCACAUUCUCGCGUCACAAAGACUUUAUCAGAUCGUACCUUGAUAAUCAAGUAUAGCCACUGUAUCCUUGUAUAUGAAAUGCCAAUAACAAAGUCCCUUUUAACAUAUGAAUACAUUGUGAUCCUUACCAUAUUUAGGGUAUUAUAGAUAGAUCUUUGUGUUGUGGUCCGUGUGGCCGCGACCCAGUCUUGUGCUGUGUGUCUGUCUGCAUGUCCGUCUGUUUGUCCGUCUGCCCGUCUUCCUGUCUAAUCACCUCUCCGAUGCAAUAGCCAACAGUGCGUGAGGCCUCCAGAGCUAGAGAACACAAAACGAUGGCGACACACACACACACACACACACACACACACGGGAGGUACGGUGUAAAAAUUGCUUUUAAAGUGGAGAGGUGCCAGAAAAAGCGUUGCAAAAAUAAAAGAGGUUCACUGUAACUAUGUACUGUAUAUCUUAUACGUGAUCUGUAUAUCUAUCUGGGUCUCAAAGAUUGUUUGUUAGUUUUCUCUCUUCAGCCUGUUGAUCUGAUUGUCUGCCAAUCUAUUACUCUUCAAUGUAUAUAUAUAUAAACACUAGCUACCAUAUUUACUUAAUUCACACUGUAUUUUUGUCACAAAACACAAUAUGGGUGCACUGUAAAGAAAUAAUUUAAGUAAAGAUUUACAGGAAAAUAUCUUAUUCAAAGCUAUGUUUACACAGUCUUAAAAAGGAGCCCACGUUUGAAAGAACAUCUUGUAACAUCUCUUCAGGGUGCCUUAAGACCUGAUGAAAUAAAUUGUGGAAUAAAAGUGAUUUUGAAGAAAAA
Messenger RNA from Cynoglossus semilaevis (tongue sole), 2470 nucleotides. RefSeq names its product ATPase Na+/K+ transporting subunit beta 3a (gene atp1b3a). The coding region runs from base 168 to 1007 and encodes 279 amino acids. NCBI's taxonomy places the organism in Eukaryota, Metazoa, Chordata, Actinopteri, Pleuronectiformes, Cynoglossidae. Gene Ontology annotation, biological process: sodium ion export across plasma membrane; potassium ion import across plasma membrane; intracellular sodium ion homeostasis. The transcript has 7 exons. The record is from RefSeq and is a predicted model, not a curated record. Gene Ontology annotation, molecular function: ATPase activator activity. Gene Ontology annotation, cellular component: sodium:potassium-exchanging ATPase complex.